AUGAAGCUGCGCAUAGAAAGUAAGACCCUUCGGGUAAGUACUUCCGAGGCGGACACCUUCACAUCGGUGUUUAAUAUCCAAAAGUGUAUUUAUAAAAUAAUACGUGUUUAUAAUAUCGCUCAAACUACUCUCCAGGCUUGAUUAUCUGGACGUAUUUUCAUUAAAGAUAUAACUAACGCACGUCAAAAAUUAUUAAAUAAUAAAGAGAAAUUACUUGUUAAAUAGAUUUUAUUUCUAAAUAAGCGAGGAGUAAGCCUCCGGCUAUUUAAUAUCAGAGAUAUAAUUAAUUUAAUUAUUUUUAAAUAAAAUUAUUCAAUUAUUAAAUAAGUAGAUAUUAACUGGGCUUAUAGCUUUAUUAAAUACUAUAAAUUUUUAUAAAUUUGAUUUACUAAAUAAUUUAAUUAUCAAAGAACUAAAAUAGAGGAUUCUGAAGUUAUAAAAGACUAGUUUAAAUAUAUAUAAGAAGUUAUUCAAGAAUACAAGAUUUUAUUAAAUAAUAUAUAUAAUUUUAAUAAAACAGGGUUUACUAUAAAAAUAAUUAUUAUAUAUAAAAUAAUAACUAGUUCCUAGAAAGCAGGUCAGCCGUUCCUAAUUUAAUCAGGAAAUUAGAAAUAGAUCAUUAUAAUUAAAUAUAUUUAUUUUAAUAGAAAAAUUCUAUCUUCGACUCUGAUUUUUAAAAAUAAAAUAUAUUUAAAGAUAUAAUAUGAAGGUCAAUCCAUUUCUUUUAUUUAAAGAUUUAAAAUCAGUAAUAACAGUUAGACUAUUAAUAAAAUUAGAUUUUAAUAAUUUUAAAAAUACUUUAUUCUCUUGAUUAGAAAUAAAUUAGUAAAUAAAUAUAGUCUUCUAAUUUUUAAUAGCCAUGGUAGUUAUUUAACAUCUGAAUUUAACUAAUUCUAUAUUAAAAAUAAGAUUAUAUUUAUUUAUAUAUCUGCUUAUUCGUCCCAUCUAUUUUAAUCUCUUGAUAUUGAUUAUUUUAGUAUAUUUAAAUGUAUGUACGGAGAUAUGGUUCAAAAGCAGAUAUAAUAUAGCUAUAAUUAUAUUAAUAAACUUAACUUCUUAGAGAUCUAUUCUAAAACUUAUUAGUAUAUUUUAUCAAAAUUAAAUAUAAUUAGUAAUUUUAGAAUAACAGGUUUUAUUUCUCUAGAUUCUAAUCAAGUAUUUUCUUAA
Messenger RNA from Aspergillus niger, 1167 nucleotides. Lineage: Eukaryota; Fungi; Ascomycota; Eurotiomycetes; Eurotiales; Aspergillaceae. The record is from the annotation of a RefSeq genome assembly.